AUGGACGAAGAUAAUGAAGAUGCAAAGUUUGGUGAGGAGGAUAUAGAUACUAUUCUGGAGCGGCGUGCUCAAACGAUUAAACUGGAACCUGGAGUAAAAGGAUCUACCUUUGCGAAAGCAUCGUUUACGUUGUCACAUAACCGUGAUGAUAUUGAUAUCAGUGAUCCUGACUUUUGGUCUAAAUGGGCUAAAAAGGCCAAUAUUGAUGUAGGUGCUCUGCAUGGUGAUUUCUCAUCAAAACAUUUGAUUGUGCAUGAACCGCGAGCACGUAAAAAGCGAUUCGAGGAGGACAACUUUAAAGGAAAUUCUGAGAGUGCAGACGAUACAAUUUCCGAUGAUGAUGAUCGCCAUGUAAAAGGUUCUUCUAGAAUAGCAGAAAAUGUCAAAAGUCGCAGCGUUCGUAAGAAGAGACGUGCUACAGGAAUGGCAUCAGCUGGUGCAGAGGAUGACUAUAAAUAUCCAUUCAAUGAGGAUGACACGCAUAUUCAAGGGGAUGAAGUGCGCCAACGACACAAAGCUUCUGCAAGUAAUCGGCACCCUGAGCUCGCUUGUACAAUUGUUCAACUCAAAAAGGUUUCUUCAACUAACAAUUUAUUUACUAAAUAUAUGGAGCUUCGUUUUUAUUUCUGA
Meloidogyne enterolobii is the source of this 630-nucleotide messenger RNA. Lineage: Eukaryota; Metazoa; Nematoda; Chromadorea; Rhabditida; Meloidogynidae. The record is from the annotation of a GenBank genome assembly.